AUGCAUCGUCAGGAAACCAACUCAUCAAAUGGUACAGAACCGGACGAAUUAACUGGAGAAGAAAUCCAAGAAUUUGGGCAAGCUUUUAAGUUGUUUGACAAGGAUGGUAAUGGUACAAUGAAUAUAAAAGAAUUAGGAGCAGCUAUGCGAACACUCGGUUUAAAUCCAACUGAGGAAGAGCUGCAAAACAUGAUCAACGAAUACGAUGUCGAUGGUAACGGUAAAAUUGAUUUCAUGGAAUUUUGUAAAAUGAUGAAGGAAAUGAACAAGGAAACAGAUCAGGAAUUGAUUCGAUUAGCUUUUAAAGUUUUUGAUAAAGAUGGUAACGGCUAUAUUACGGCACAAGAAUUUAAACAUUUUAUGACGACAAUGGGUGAAAAAUUUAGCGAAGAAGAAGUGGAUGAAAUUAUUCAGGAAGUGGAUAAAGACGGCGAUGAACAGAUCAAUUAUGAAGAAUUUGUGCAGAUGAUUGCACCAAUUGUUCAGGACGGUAACAAGGAUGAUCCAUUUGCUGAACCUCCAAAAGAGAGUAAUAACAAGAAAUAA
Messenger RNA from Enterobius vermicularis (human pinworm), 546 nucleotides. The record is from the annotation of a GenBank genome assembly. NCBI's taxonomy places the organism in Eukaryota, Metazoa, Nematoda, Chromadorea, Rhabditida, Oxyuridae.